AGUGAAUUCAUUCUGGGCCUAUUAUUUCAAAGACAUUUCAGAGGGAGCAGGCAUUCCCUCACAUUCAAACAGCUUUUCCCGUUUCCUGUUGCUGUGUUUUCUGAGAAUACCAUGCCAUGUCCUUGAUUCAGAGGCUGGAGUGGAGGUGGGAGGGAGUGAGCGUGACAUGUCGCAACACUGUGAAUGAGCAGGAACUGACAAGGGGAUACAUGAAAUAUCCACUGUGGACUCACGUACAUGGAGGAAUGCCAGCUCCUGAGCAGAGCCCAGUAACGGAGGAGGGGCUUCUGCUGAACAUCCGCGACACUUUGCCUGGCCGCAGAAUGGAGGUUGACAGCACCCCCAACAACAUCCUGGCCUCUGUCAAAGAACAGGAGCUCCAGUUUGAGCGACUAACCAGGGAGCUGGAAGUGGAGAGGCAGAUUGUGGCCAAUCAGCUGGAAAGAUGCAGACUUGGAGCAGAGUCGCCAGGCGCUGGUAGCAGCAGCUCGUCUGAGAAGUCCCUGCCUUGGAGAACUCCAGAUGCAACUGCCUCAGGAGACACAAAGUCUCGGGUGACUGACAGCUCCCAGUCGCCCAGCUACCGCAUCAGGACUGAGUCAGAGCAGGUGUCUCCGUAUUCCCCGGAGCAGUCCUCCCAUGAAAGUGAGGGGUCCACGGGGAAUUCGCGCAGCUCCACUCAGAUGAACUCGUACUCAGACAGUGGCUACCAGGAUGCCAGCAGCAGCUAUUUCAGCGGCCACAACCUGGGAAAGGCUGAGCUGAGGAUGCAGCACUCCUUCCCUGGUGCUGGCACAAAUACACUGAUGAGGAAUGCCAGGGCUGAGGGCCAGGCUUCAGCCCAGGUUCCAGCGGUAACGACAGCAGUGCCUGGCCGUGCUAUGCGGAGGGUAAGCUCAGUGCCUUCUCGCUCUCACUCGCCAGCCUAUGCCAGCAGCAUGUCCCCAUCGCGCGGCUCUCUGCGUACCUCACCUGGCAGUGCCUAUGGCUCUCCCAUUGUAAGUGAACCCAAACCCCUCUCCAGCAUCUUCUCUACAACCUUGCCCUCUGCCCAGCGUGCCAGCGCCACUGGUGGAGGCGGUGGCAGCACAGGCUCGCCCUUCUCCACGCAGAAAAACUCCCCCGCUGCACUGAGGCGCAUGGGCUCCAUGAACUCACGGUCAGGCAGCGCCAGCCGCACCACCUCACCCUAUCAGGCUUCUGCGGGAUCCUCAUCGGGUCGCAUGGGCUCUCCUCUCACCAUGAUGGACAACAUAAACCCCCCAUUGACAAAGCAGCCUACGCACUCGUCAUCUCCAGUCAGAUCUAGUAUGACUGCUGUGCCCCAGCACUACAGCUCCACUCUGCCUCGCUCUAUGAUCCACAACGCUGACCCUUACGGACCCCAGAGUUACGACAUUUACGAGAGGAUGACGCGACCUGACAGCCUCGCAGAUGCUCUGGUUGAUGAUGACAUUCAAGGAAUACGGAACUCAUAUGCCAGUCAACACAGCCAGCUUGGCCAGGACUUGAGAUCGGCCAUGUCUCCAGACCGUCACAUUGCACCGAUCUACGAGGACCGGACUUUCCACGGCCCGUUGUACCGCAGCCCCAGCCACACCCAGCAGGGCACACUCUACAGGAGCAGCUCAGGGGUGGGGAGUCUCAAACGGACAUCCAGCCAGCGCAGUGCCAUGACCUACCAAAGAAACAACUAUGUGCUUAACACAGCAGCCACCUUUGCUGAUCCAUAUCGCUCGGCACAAUACCGGCCCUCCGAUCCGAACUACACACGGCAGGCUGUUGUCAUGGACGACGGCGCCACCCGCUCACCCUCCAUAGACAGCAUUCAGAAGGAUCCCAGAGAGUUUGCCUGGCGUGACCCGGAGCUGACAGAGGUGAUUCACAUGCUGCAGCACCACUUCCCCUCCGUGCAGGCCAAUGCAGCCGCAUAUCUGCAGCACCUGUGCUUUGGCGAUAAUCAAAUCAAAGCAGAGGUCUGUCGACUGGGAGGGAUUAAACAUCUGGUGGACCUAUUGGACAACAAGGUCCUGGACGUCCAGAAGAACUCGAGUGGAGCCCUGAGGAACCUCGUUUAUGGCAAAGCAAUGGAUGACAAUAAAAUCUCUGUGAGGAACGCGGGGGGAAUCCCAGCUCUGCUCCGACUCUUGAGAAAGACGGUAGAUGCAGAAGUGCGGGAGCUCGUCACAGGAGUGCUGUGGAACCUGUCGUCGUGCGACGCAGUUAAGAUGACAAUCAUCCGGGACGCCUUAACGACCCUCACCAACACUGUGAUCAUCCCUCACUCCGGAUGGAGCAGCUCCACCUUUGACGAUGACCACAAGCUGAAAUUUCACUCCUCCCUGGUGCUGAGGAACACCACAGGCUGUCUAAGGAACCUGAGUUCAGCUGGAGAGGAGGCCAGAAAACAAAUGCGCGUCUGUGAGGGCCUGGUGGACUCUCUGCUCUACGUCAUCAAAGCCUGUGUAAACACCUCUGACUUUGACAGCAAGAUUGUGGAGAACUGUAUUUGCACUCUGAGAAACUUGUCGUAUCGCCUGGAGCUGGAGAUGUCGGCGUCGCGACUGAUUGGAGGACAGGAGCUGGACGGGUUACUGGGCAGCGAGUCGCCCAGUAAAGAGGUGGAUUCCAGCUGCUGGAGCAGGAAGAAGAAGAAGAAGAAAAAGAGCUCACAAGAAGACUCGUGGGACGGUGUGGGGCCCAUCCCUGGCUUCUCCAAAUCUCCCAAAGGGGCAGAGAUGCUGUGGCACCCUGCGGUCGUCAAGCCUUACUUGACACUGCUCGCCGAAAGCUCGAACCCGGCGACUCUGGAGGGAGCAGCUGGCUCUCUUCAGAACUUGUCAGCUGGCAACUGGAAGUUUGCAGCAUACAUCCGCGCAGCUGUGCGUAAGGAGAAAGGACUGCCCAUCCUCGUGGAACUACUGCGCAUGGACAACGACAGGGUGGUGUGUUCGGUGGCCACUGCUUUAAGAAACAUGGCACUGGAUGUCAGGAACAAGGAACUGAUAGGGAAAUACGCGAUGAGGGACCUGGUCAACCGCCUCCCCGGAGGGAACACCUCUCUGCUGUCGGACGAGACGGUGGCGGCCAUCUGUUGCACCUUGCACGAGGUGACCAGCAAAAACAUGGAGAACGCCAAGGCCCUGGCCGACACGGGCGGCAUCGAGAAGCUGGUCAACAUCACCAAGGGCAGAGGGGACAGGUACUCGAUGAAGGUGGUCAAAGCUGCUGCGCAGGUGCUGAACACACUCUGGCAGUACCGGGAUCUGCGUACCAUUUAUAAAAAAGACGGAUGGAACCAAAACCAUUUCCUCACUCCAGUGUCAACACUGGAAAGAGACAGGUUCAAGUCCCAGCCCACCCUUCCCACCAGCGCAACUCAGAUGUCCCCAGUCAACCACCCUGCUGCCAGUGCCACGUCGUCGCCUGCAAUGCUGGCCAUCAAAGAGCAUAGAGACAUUAUCAAAGAUUACCAGAGAGCACAGUCAACUAUGCAAUUUUAUAAUUUCCAAGGGGACAACAGUAUUCAUAAAAACCAGUAUACAGGGUCUGGAAAACAUUCAUAUUACUACCCAUCACCCACAAGAGAGGAGCCAAGAAGAACACAGCCUAUGUAUUAUACCGACGAGAUGGGCAGGAGAAACUACGAUACAUACAGAAUGUACCUGCAGCAUCCACACGGCUAUGACGACCCGUACUUAGACGAGGUCAUCACCUAUCCUCCCGCCGUCGACUACAGCUCUCAGCCUCAUGGACUGAAAUCUGCCACCAAUUAUGUGGACUUUUACGCGAGCACACGGAGGCCUUCUUACAGAGCGGAGCAGUAUCCCGGCUCCCCUGACUCCUGGGUAUAGGUCUGCAGAUGGAGCACCACGUUUACCCCUGAUUCUAAUAUUCGGGGCAUCAUCACCCUGCUGCGAAGGCAAAGAGCCAGUACCACACAAGAAACAGUGAACUUUUUCAUGAACUUUGGCAUUCUAAGUGUGUUUGUUUUAAAGUGAAUGUGUGUAUGGGGUGGGGGAGUUCAACCGAGUGAUGGCAGAUGGAAAUAAGGAAGGUGUGCCAAAGAAGGAAAUCAUGGAAUGUUUUUAAUGAUUUUUUUAUUUAGUAGAGGAAGAUGGAAUCAUGCAAGAGUCUGUUUAGGUCCAAACCUGGACACUGCUGUGAGGAGACGUGCGUCCUGCUCUGUCUAGGUGUUAGUUUUAUUUCCUUUAUGAAACUCUUAGCUGUGAUAGCAUGGUGAAAGACGUGAGUCAUGUGAGCAAAGGUCUGCGGUAAGAGUCAAGUUGGGUAAUGUGUAUGUGCUGAAGCCAAAAUGGAUCAUGAACUCAUAAAUGUAAAAAAAACAAAAACAAAAUACAAACAUAACGUAAUGAUGUUAGAUUGUACAGAGGGAUUAAAUUGUAUCUGUACCUAAUGUUGAAAGUGUGUAAUGCCAUGGAGUCUUGUACAUUUCUUUCAUUGUAUUGUAAAUACAGAAAAAAAAGUUUCCUGGUUAAACUCAUCAGCACUGGUUAAAAAAA
Messenger RNA from Solea senegalensis (Senegalese sole), 4523 nucleotides. RefSeq names its product plakophilin 4 (gene pkp4). The record is from RefSeq and is a predicted model, not a curated record. The coding region runs from base 117 to 3854 and encodes 1245 amino acids. NCBI's taxonomy places the organism in Eukaryota, Metazoa, Chordata, Actinopteri, Pleuronectiformes, Soleidae. The transcript has 24 exons. Gene Ontology annotation, molecular function: cadherin binding. Gene Ontology annotation, cellular component: nucleus; cytoplasm; adherens junction. Gene Ontology annotation, biological process: cell-cell junction assembly; cell-cell adhesion.